Molecule: messenger RNA, 9626 nt
Organism: Cyclopterus lumpus (lumpfish)
Lineage: Eukaryota; Metazoa; Chordata; Actinopteri; Perciformes; Cyclopteridae
Gene: cenpf
Product: centromere protein F
Exons: 38
Coding region: 431-8833 (2800 amino acids)
Biological process (GO): mitotic cell cycle; metaphase chromosome alignment; regulation of G2/M transition of mitotic cell cycle
Cellular component (GO): nucleus; spindle pole; chromosome, centromeric region
Molecular function (GO): microtubule binding; transcription factor binding; protein homodimerization activity
Source: RefSeq, a predicted model, not a curated record
GACUGACACAUUGAUUGACUGACGAUAGAGACUGACUCAGAGACACACUGGCUGACUGAGACAGUGGCUGACCAUGAAUAGAGGUGCAUUACAUUUCAAGCGGCGGCUUACAUGACUGAGUAUCCGCGGAUGCCGGCCCACAUGACCGCAGUACUAACGAAUCCUAUACUUUAGGAAAACAACGAGUCGGACAGGAAGACUAGGCGCUUCAACGAAUAGAUGUCUGUCUAUUGUCACCGCUUGGUGGCCCUGAGACUACCACAAGUAAACCAAUCGUGUGCGUUGUAUGGCUGACGUCAUUUAAACCAGCCAAUGAGCAGGGCGCUGAGGGAUGUGCGGUUUGCUCCGGCGGAGUUUGAAUUUUCAAGGAGAAAACCCCAAACAGUUUGUUUGUGUGUGAUACGGAGCAUCGCGCGCAAAGUUAUAAACCAUGAGCUGGGCGGUGGAGGAGUGGAAGGAUGGACUUCCAGGGAAAGCCCUGCUGAAGAUCCAGGAGAUGGAAGGCCAGCUGGACAAAGUGAAGAAGGACCGGAACCAGAAGCAGUUUCAGCUGGACUCCUUAGAGGCCGCCCUGCAAAAACAGAAACAAAAGGCGGACAGUGAACGUUCUGAGACCUCUGCUUUGAAAAGGGAGAACCAGUCUUUACUAGAGUCCUGUGACUCUCUGGAGAAAGCCCGUCAAAGGGUUGUCCAUGAUCUCGGAGUCAAAGAGCAGCAGGUAAGCUAUCUGGAUGGCCAGCUUAACUCCUGUAGGAAGACCAUAGAGCGACUGGAGCAGGAGCUGAAAAAGUACAAAACUGAACUGGAUCGUUCGCAGUCUGCGGGCUCUUCCUCCUUGUCGUCCUCCUCCUCUGAGCUUCAGCCCUACACUACCCCACAGAAAAGUUUCCCUACCACAGCUCCCAUUGCAGCCUACAGACAGCAGGAUAACAGAGUAGAUGAGCUUCAGGAGAAAUACAGCCAGGAGGUAGAAGAAAGAAAAAGGCUGGAGACUGAACUCAAAGUCAUGCAGGUCAAGCUGUUGAAUCAGUCCUCGGUCACUGUAAGCCACAAGGACAUUGCUGCCCGCCAAGCUGGAUCUUCCAUAUUCCCAUGGCAACCCCAGGAUCAGGCCCACAGUCGCCAGUCUCAGGAUGCAAUGGAAACGCCUCUGAAGAGGCGGGGCACAUCCCUAUGGGAAGCCCAUGAGGAGACACCCAUUAAAACCAGCCAGCGGAUGAGCUCUUCCAGAGCACUGCAGAGUCCCUGUGGGUCCUCUCAACAGAUGGAGCAGCUGAAGAACCUCAACCAAGAGCUGCGUGGCCGUGUGUCAGAACUGGAAAAUAAUCUUUCCACUCAGGAGAAGGAAAUUCGUAACCAAGCCUCCAAGCUGCAGGAACUACAAACUCAACUGUACCAGGCCCGCAAAGAGCUGACUGAACGGGACAGAGACCUGGCCAAGACCAGCCACGAGCUGAGUCAGGCCACAAAUGGACAUCAGCAGGUUGUGGCCAAGUGUUCCUCAGUUGAGCAGAAGCUGAAACAAGUCUCGGAGGAGAUGAGCUGUCAGAGGCACAAUGCUGAGAGCUGCAAACGAGCCCUUGAGCAGAAACUCAAGGAGCAAGAGAGAGAUAGUCAAAAGGAACUAGCCCAGCUGCAGACUGCUCACCAGGCUUUGGAACAGCAGCUGAACCAGAGCAGAAUCAAGCUGACACAAGAGAUUCAACAGUCCAAAAACGACUACAAUGUACUGCAGGCUGACAUGGAGAAGAUGGGCUUCCAGAAGAGUCAGAUGGAGAAGGAGGUAGAGGAGCGGAAACAGAAAUUGCUGAGGUCAGAGCAGAGCCUCCAGGCGAGCCAGACCAAAGAGCAGGACCUCCGCAAAAAAAUGGAGGAGCUGCAGAAAGAGAAGAACAGUGCGUCUGUCCAGCUGGACCAGAGUAGCCGGCUUCUGAGUCAGCUGGAGGAAGAGAAGAAGAGUGCAGACCAGAGUUUCAAACGCACCCAGGGAUUACUAGAUGACCUUAAAGCCAAAUCAGAAGGACAGGCGGAUGAGCUGAAGAGACUUAAGACUAAACUGGAGCAGCAGGCUCAGGCUUCGUCCCGGGAGCUGGAACACUUGAAGAAGACAUUUUCUGAUGCAGAGGCCAAAAAUGACAGAAAUCAGAGUGAACUGCAGAAACAGAAACAAGAGACAGAAAAUCUGACCAACAAGUUGACGGUGAAAGAGAAUGAGCUGAAAGAGCUGAAAUCCAAUCUCACAGCGAGUCAGAAUGAGAGUAAGGAACUGAAACAAGAACAUCAAGCUCUGCUGGAGUGGAAGAAAGAAAAGGAAACCUUGAUUAAUGAAACUGAGGCUGUGCAAAAAGACCUCACUGACAAAAUUGGCAACUUGGAGAACAGCCUCAUCUCGCUGAAUGAUGCUAAUGAUAAUGUUACGAAGCAGCUCCUGAGUGUAGAGGGAGACAAGGCCGGCAUGUCUACUCACAUUGAUUCCUUGAAGGGAGAACUCCUCAACAAGUGCACAGAGUUUGAAGAGAGGGAGCUUCAGUACAAGGAGCUCCAGUCUACAUUCUCCGAGGUCAGACAGAAGCACACCAAAGACCUGGAGAAUGUUGCGGUGCAAGUGGCUCAGCUUGGGGCACAGGUCAAAGGUCUGGAGUUCCAGUUGCAAAAGGAAAUUAUUCGAGCAGAGCAGGCCGAGAAGACCAACACCGAGCUGCAGGACGAGCACCAGGCAGCCUGCGACCUGGCUCGCUCCAAAGACCAGCUCAUCGAGUUGGGCCAAGCGGAGACCAGGCAGCUAAGGGAGAGCCUCGCUCAAGCUACUGCACAGCAAGAAGAGCAAACUACCAGGUUGGCAGAGGAGAAGGCCACCCUGUUGAAGCAGUGUGAGGAGAGUGUUUCAGCAAAGGUUGAUGAGAAGGAGCAGCUUACGCUUCAGUUGGAGGAGACGAAGCAAGAGCUGCUGCUCACCAAAAACCAGCUCAGUUCAGCGGAUCAGUUCCUGAAGGUCCAGGAGCAACUGAGAGCUGAGCUGCAGAAACAAAUAAAGACGAUGUCAGACAAUGAUGAGGAACACAAAAAGUUGCAUGAUAAGAAAUCCGAAGAGCUUAAACAGUUGGAGGAUGAACUAAAGGAUCUGCAGAGCCACACACAAGAGCAGGAGAAGCAGUUCAGAGAGGCUGAAGCUCAGAUUUUGUCUCUGGUAAAACAAAAGGCUGAGCUGGAAAAUGCAGUUCAAGAGACAAAGAAAGAGGCUGAGAACCUCCAGCAAGCUCACACUGAGAAGAUCAACAACCUUCUGGAGCAGAUAGCUUCGUUGGAAGAGGAGUUAACGGCUAGCAAAGAUGCAGCAGAGAAGCUUCCAGUCUUGAAGAAUGAACUGGCAGUGGUCAUCCAGUCCCAUGCUGACCUUAAGAAGCAUCUAGAAACUCUUGAGGCGAGUCACUUCUCCAUGAUUGAAAUCAAGUGCACUUUGGAGAACACCCUUGCUGAGAAAAUCAAUCUGAUCUUUACAUUGGAGAAAGAAAUCAAAGAGCUCACAGAGAAGACGAUGUUGGAUGUUGAAAACUUCCUCAACAAAGAGAAGAUCCUCAAAGAGAAGCUUGAAGCCGCAAAAAAAUCGGUGACUGCUGCUAAAACAGAAUCGAGUUCUCGACGGGAGCAGAUCAAGACCAUGAAGACGACUCUGUCGGCUGCGUCACGAGGCUUAGAAGAGAGAGACGGCUCGAUAAAGAGUCUGAAGGAGAAGCUGAAUAAAGCAGAGGCAGAGCAGGUCAAAACAUCAGAUCUCCUGAAGGAGAAGAUGGUUGCCAUGAACAAAAUAAAGGUUCAGCUGGAGAUGCUGCAAAUGGACCUGGAGGACAACGAGACAGUCAUGAACUCUUUUGAAAGUAAGGUAGAGGAGCUAAAGGAAGCCUUGGAGUCAUUGGAGGCUCAGCUAGCUCACAACCAAACUCAGAUGUUUGCCAUGGAGGCCAGGCUGGAGGACAGCAAAGCCCAGGUCUCUGUCUUGGAAACCCGGUUAGAGGAGGUCCAGUCGCAGAACUCCGUGCUGGAGACACAGUAUGUCACAGCUAAGGAGGAGCUGAUGGAGAGGAGCUGGGAAAUAACUCGUCUGGAAGAGGACGCUGUUGAACAAAAACAGCUGGAGGAGAAUGUUGCUACUUUAGAGUCUAAACUCGGCCAGACCACAGAGGAAAAUAUCAAGUUAGUGACAACGCUCAGGCAGACAAUCGAGGACAAAGACCGUAAUCUUAACCAGUUACAAGAGGAGAAAAACAACCUUGAGACUACUUUGACACAGUUAAGAAAUGAAAAAGAGCAAGUAGAAACUGAAGCGAUUCAAGUCAAUGCGGAGAAGAAACAGCUGGAAGCCAGUUUAGACAAGCUGUCUGAGGAGAACAAACAACUGCAGACCAACAUUCAGCAGUUAACUCAAGAAAAGCAGAAGAUUGAUCAAAUGACUGUAGAGAAACAGGAAGCUGAAUCGACCCUUAGACAAGUUAUGGAGCAGAAAGCCCAAAUAGAUAUUGCGCUCAAUCUGAUAAACGAGGAAAAAUGCCAAAUCGAGGCUAAACUAACUGAGCUAGUCAUUAACUUGAAUCAAGUAGUUGAGGAAAAGCUUCAGCUGGUGGGUAACUAUAAGGAGCUGACUGAAGAGAACAUCAAACUACAUUCUAGUGUUAAUCAAAUAACCGAAGAGAAGCUGCAGUUACAAGAAAUAAUAGAAAAACACGAAGAAGAGGCAGCUUCACGUAAAGAGCGGCUCGAGGGGGCGCACCGAGAGAGGAUCCAACAGUUUGAGGCAGAGCAGGCAGAACUGCAUCAGAAGUUGUCGGGCUUACAGGAGGAGCUAACUGUGUUCAAGCAGCAGUACGACUCGCUGCUGGAGCAGGUGGGCCAACAGCACCGCCUCAUACAGCAGCUCUCAGAAUCACAGGGAACCCACAAGGUCCCUGCAGACAAAAUCAGCCACAUGGAGACUCAGGAGACAGAUAUUGGUGCAGAAGCAGCAGGACACUCUGACUUAGAGCCAGCACUUGAUACAAGCAUCAAUGCUGAAUGCCUUCCAGUAAAGGGACAGCUGUCCCCAACAGUAGCUGAACUGGGUGCACCUUCCCACCAGUCUGACGAGGCAUUCGGUGAGACAGAGCUGGUGUUCAAGGAGGACGUCGUUGAACAAGAGACGGUCCAACAACUGGACGUGGAAAGGAAGGAACGUGCGGCCGCUACGAUGGGUGGCGAGGAGCAGCAUCAACAACAACCCUUCGAUCAGUUUUCUGAAAACAGCAGUAGUCCUAAAGAUGUUCUUGGAAGUAAUCCUGAAAUAUUCAAUAUUUCUCUACCAUCUUCCUCUGUUGGGGAGACCAGACAGUUAGAAUCCUCUGCAGCAGAGUCAUUCCAGGAACAAGAUGACCUCAACCACUUCACGGAAAUUAUCUCAAAGCAAGAACUCCAGACCUUACGCUCUGAGUUUGAGCUGCUUAGUUCUGACCUCACACUGAGAAUGGAGUUGACUUCUGAACUGGAAGUCCAAGUUCAAAACUUAGAAACUAAAGUUCAUGCAGCAGAGGAAGAGGCACAGGGUUCAGCAAAUAAGCUGAAGAUUGCUUUGGAGGAGAAUAAAGUUGUUGCUGACCAGAUGGCUCAACAGUCAGAAGAAAGGGAGACAUUAAGUCUGCAGCUCCAAACGGCUAAAUUCCAGUUGGAUGAUCUUAUGGAGAUGCUGGGAGGAUUGGAAAUGGCCAACGGUGGCUGGGACGAGAAAUUCCUUCAGCAGGAGAGUGAGCUGAGGAGAGUUCGCUCUGAGAAAGCCAACCUGGAGCAGCACAUCCUGGGCAUGGAGUCUGAGCUGGAGACCUUACAGGGCGAGAAGAACAAACUGGGGGAUGAGAUGGAGAUCCGGAGGAAGACUUGUUCCAGCAUGGAGCAGCAGAUACAAACAAUUACGAAGGAGACAACCCAACUAAGGUCUGAACUUGUGUCCUGCACUGAGGAGCGAGAUGACCUGAACCAGUCUUUGGGCCAGUGGAGAGAGAAAGUUCACAGUCUGGAGAAGACUAACUGUGACACCAGAAACCUGAUUUCCAUCCUGGAAGAUGACAUCAGAGCAGGGAGGAAGGAGUAUGAAGCCCUGCAAAGCCGCAUGGAGAAACUGAAGACCGAGAGGCAACAGCUUCUGGAACAGAUGAAAUCACUGGAACAGGCAAUAUCCCAACAGAGUGAAGAAAGACAAGAGCUUAUCAGCCAGCUGGACAAGCUCACAACAGACCACACCUCGGCCAAUCAUGACUCUGAGUCCAUGGUCGGCAAGAUCCAGGCUUUAGAGGGAGAAGUUUGCCGUCUCUCACAGUCUCUGGAGUCUUCUCUACUUGAAAAGGCAGAGAUCGCCUCUCGUCUGAACUCGACACAAGACGAGGUCCGGCAGAUGAGGACGGGUAUUGAAAAGCUCCAAGUCCGCAUAGAGUCGGACGAGAGGAAGAAAAAGAAGAUGGGAGAGCUUCUCAAAGCUGCCCAGAGGAAGUCCGACUCACUGCAAGAUCGCAUUGAUGCUCUGGAGCGAGAGAAGGAAGACGAAGAGCAAAGUCUAGAAGAAGCUGUGUUACAGGCCGAAACAGCCAAAGAUGAGCUAGAGGAGGAAAGGAGAAAGGUGGCGGAGGAGAAGAGAGAGCUCAGAGAGAAACUAUUGGAGCUCUCUGCCAAGCUGGAAAACCUUAGAUCUGAAAAAGAACAUAUGGAGAGGGAGCUGGAAACAAAAAACAGAGAGAUAGAAGAACUGAAGGCCGUUAAGGAGGAGCUGGAGAGGGGGUUGGAGAGGGCUGAGGUGGAUAGAAGAGAGGAAGACGAAAGACAGAAAUGCAGGGUAGAAGAGCUGAAGAAAGGAAUGAAGGAGGAAGCAGAAAGGCUCACGAGUCAAAUGGAUGACCUCCAGGCACAGUUAUUGGCCUCUCGGCAGAGAGAGAUCUCCCUUGAACAAAAGAGUGCAGAAACGGAAGGGGAGAAAGGGCAAAUGCAGUCUGUUCUGGUCAAGAUGGAGAAAGAAAAAAUAACUCUGCAAUCUUCUCUGGAGGAGUGCGAGACAGUGCUCCGCUCUCAGGGAGAGGAGUGGAAGAAAGAGAGAAAUACCCUGAGGACCAGUAUUGUGGCUUUGGAAGAAGAAAUGAAGAAGCUUGAAACGCUCAUAAAAGCUAAAGAGGAAGCGAGAGAAAUGUUGGAGAGGGAGGCAAAUCAGAGAGACGCCACAGUACAAUCCAUCUUGUCUGUCAUGGUGGAAAAAGAACAGAUAAAAGAAGAAAAUGGAAGACUGGCGGAGGAGAAAGAGAAACUGCAGUCAACCCUGUUUUCAGUAGAACAGGAUCGAGAUAAUCUGCAUUGCACUCUUGCAUCUGUUGAGGAAGAGAACGAGAGACUGAAGCAAGAGAGGGGGAUGCUAGCUGAUGAGAAGGAGACGCUCCAGUCUAGUCUCUCCUUGCUAGAAAAGGAGAAAUAUAACAUGCAACAAACUCUUUCUUCAUUAAAGGAAGAAAAGAAAAGAAUAGAGGAGCAGAAAUGGAUGUUAGAUGCUGAAAAGCAAGACUUGCAGUCUUCCCUUUCUUUGAUUGAAGUGGAGAAAAAUAACCUAUCUUCAGCUCUUUCUUCACUGGAACAAGAGAAGCAACAAGCAGAAGAGGAGAAAAAGAAAGUUACAGAAGCACGAGAGACUCUUCAGUCUACAGUGGCCUCUACAGAGAAGGAGCUGGAAGCAUCUAAAGUGUCUGCUGCACAGCUCAGUGAGCAGGUGUCAAAGCUAACAUCUCAGGUCGCUCGUCAGUCUAAGGAGAGGGACUCUGCCCUGAGCAAGAUGGGUCUUUGGAUGAAGACCUGCAAACAACUGGAGCAGGAGAAGCAAGAGAUGUUAAACCGCUCAGGUGAUGGAAAGAGCAGUGAAGCGGUGCAGACUGAGGGAAACCAGCUGAAGAUGGAGGCAGAGAAGAGAACGAAGGAAAUGGAAGAGCUGAACACUGCCCUGCAGCAGAAGAGUGUGGAGGCAGAAGAAAAAACUAUGGAGGUGGAAGAACUUGAGGCUGCCCUCGAUGGAAGGAAGAAGGAGUUGGAAGAGAGAAACUCAGAGCUGGGGAUGAUGAAGAGUGAGUUGGAUGAAUUGAAUAAACUCCUGGAGGAGAAAAGCAGGGAGGCAGAUGAGAGCGUCGAUAAAUACUGCGGUCUGAUGGUUAAAGUCCACAAACUGGAAGAGACUAAUGAUGCACUGACAACCCGGCUGGAGCAGCUCACCGCUAGCCACCGCGUUAACGAAGCUAAAGUCCCCACGAGCAGCACUGGCGAUACUCGCCGUCGGCGGUCAGGAAGGAAGUCUUCCUCCAACCACCAGGAAGAACUGGAUAACAACACUGAAAACAUUUCUCCUUCAACACCUCAGAGGUCUCCUCAGGGUUCCUCUUCAGUGAAAAGGGGACACCGUGACAUCAGUAAUAAAGACAGUGCGCAGGAGGCCCUGCACAACCUGACAAAGAAGAUCAAAGCCAACGCCGUGACGACACCCAAACCAAGAACUGGACAGGAAGAUGAGUUCAAACCAGAGGGACUUCCUGAGCGGGUGCAGAGAGGUUUUGCUGACAUUCCUCUGGGGGAAGCCAGUCCAUUCAUCAUGAGGAGAACCACAGUGAAGCGCUGCAGUCCUCGACUGGCUGCCAAGCAGACUGCUCACACACCUGCAUCUGACGGCACGACUUUGGGGUCCACAUCCCUCCGGAGCCCUUCCAACAGGAAGUGUGUCUCCCCAAGUGACGAGGAUGAACCUAAGACACCGGAGCAGAAAGAGAGACAAGAAGACAACUGUCAUGUCCAGUAGAUUGACGUUCACGCACGCGCACACACACAGUCACAUAGACGUUGUAUUUAUUUUUAAUAUACACAUGCACAAAAUAAUCUUUUCUUUUUUUGGGACACAUUUAUUUGAUCAUUAAACACUUAAAAUGCACCUUUUCUUUCAUUGGUUUGGGAGGCUGUGUGUGAGCGAGCGUGUCACUUGUUUUUUUUCUUCUUUUUUCCUGUUGGUAUCUUAAAGUCAUGAGAAAUACAAUAAAUUACUAACUAAAGUACGAUGACGAGGCAGGUUGAAGAUGAGUGGGUUACUCUCAAAGCACACUUUUUUAUUACGCUAUAUUCUUUGAAAUGUUUUAGGUCUUUUUAAUGUUUUACAGUGAAUAAAACCCUGAUUGUUUUGUGAUGCCUCCAGAACGUAAACAAUCCACGUUUGUUCCUCUUUCUUCAUGACUUUACUUUGUACCAGUUUAUUUAAUACUGCCUUACUGGUUGUACUUUGUUUUCCUUUGUGCUUUUUACUGUUCUGUAAGAGAUGUCUUGAACUUUGUACAUGAUAGAUGACAUACAGCAGCUACGCGUCCUCAGCUAUCAGCCCUUGAACAUAUCAGCUAAUGGCAGCUAAGAUUGUGUCGAUUUUGGUAUCUUCUAAAUAUUUUUAUUUUAUUCUUAACUUUUUUUCUUUCUUACUAAUGUUUGCAGAAAAUAUUGAAUGCAGACUUGCAUUUUGUGUCUGUUUUAGUGGAGUUGAAUGUUAAUGAUCAUUGUGUGUGUAUAUAUUCAUUGCCCUUUUUUUAUACUAAACCGUAACUGCGUCAUAA